AUGCCGGUCUCGGUCGCCCGGCCCAUGUCAACGGUCUCGGAACAGCAUCUGAAAAGCAGAUUCUACGCCGGAUUCCUUCCUGGCUGGACAGCACAUUUGGAGUCGUGGAGAGAGGCUCGGAGAAUCCAGCGUACAUUCCUGCUUGGCCCUGAAUGGAUGUCACAGAGGAUGUACCAGCUCAGCCCUGCAGAGGUAACACAAAUUCACACAGCUAGAUCUUGGCAAAUCACUUGGUGUGACCGGCGAGUCGCAAUGCAGGACCUGACGCUUGCCAAGACGCUGGUCAGGCCGGCGCAGAUGUUCCUCAUCGACGAGGCCAUGGCAGGGGAGAGCGUUCUGACGGAGAGCAGGUACGGCACGGUUAGCCGCGUGUUUGUCAUGGCCGAGGAAGACAGGACCUGGCCGGCGGAGGAACAGCGGGAGGCGGCGGCCUCCGUCGGCCCCGGCGUUGAGGUGAAGGCAAUUGGCGGAGCUGAUCACAUGCCCAUGUUCUCCAAGCCAGCGGAGCUCGCCCAACUCAUCUUGGAAGUAGCUGACAAAAUUCUGUCAAUAAUAUCUCCUGGUUACAAGACAAGGAUGUUUCACCUCUUCCUUCUCCUAUCGAAGUGUUUCUUGCGAGCAAGUGGUCCUGACCACACCAACUUCAGAGCAAAGACGACCAUGGAGAGCGGCAAGAAGCAGCAGCACCACUUCGUGCUGGUGCAUGGCGUCUGCCACGGCGCGUGGUGCUGGUACAAGGUGGCCACCCUCCUGUCAUCGGCGGGUCACCGCGUGACGGCGCUGGACAUGGCCGCGUGCGGCGCCAGCCCCGGGCGCGCCGAGGAGGUGCCGUCCUUCGAGGAGUACAGCCGGCCGCUCCUGGCCGCGGCGGCCGGCCUGGCGACCGAGGAGAAGGCGGUCCUCGUCGGCAACAGCUUCGGCAGCAAGAGCCUCGCGCUCGCCAUGGAGUGGUACCGGGACAGGGUCGCCGUCGCCGUCUUCGUCGCGGCUGGCAUGCCCGCCGCUGGGAAGCCGAUGACGUCCGUCUUCGAGCAGCUUUCGCAAGAAGAGCAGCCAGCGGAUCGCUGCAUGGACUGCGAAUUCGUAACCAGAGGCGACCCCCAGCAUCCCGUGGAGACAUUUCGGUUCGGGCCACAGUACCUGAAGCACAGGUUGUACCAGCUCAGCCCCCCAGAGGACCUGACCCUGGCAAUGGCGACACUGAGGCCGUCACGGCGGUUCCUAGACGAUGCGACUAUGAACGGGGACGUCCUGACGGCGGAGCGGUACGGCGCCGUGAGACGGGUGUGCGUCGUCGCCGAGGAUGACGCGUCGUCGUUGCCGGCAGGCUUCCAGCGGCGGAUGGCGUCGCUGAACCCCGGCACGGAGUCAAGUAAGGUCAGCAUUAAACAGUGA
Messenger RNA from Miscanthus lutarioriparius, 1395 nucleotides. Lineage: Eukaryota; Viridiplantae; Streptophyta; Magnoliopsida; Poales; Poaceae. The record is from the annotation of a GenBank genome assembly.